AUGUUCGCCUUGAACACUUCUCCUCGACCCCGAACUCGUCAAUACUCUUCAUCUUCCUCCUCCUCCAACGUAUCCAUGGCUCAACGCGACUCGAUGGACAUUGACAUUACCGGUGUCUUGGACAUCCAACGUGCUCUCGACAUUGCUCGCAACACCGAAGGAGACCUUGAUCGCUCUGUGGCAAAGUACCUGGAAGAACAACUUGCUGGAGUCUGGAGCCGACUUGAGUCUCGUCCCGACAGCUACGUCCUGAACAAGGACGAAUUCGCCAUCUUCAACUACUUUGUUGGUCGUUACCAAGACUCACAGGUGGCCGAGAAAGCCAUUGCACGCUUCUGGUCUAGCUACCAGGACAACAGCUCCUCGUAA
This is a messenger RNA of Aureobasidium vineae, 369 nucleotides long. Lineage: Eukaryota; Fungi; Ascomycota; Dothideomycetes; Dothideales; Saccotheciaceae. The record is from the annotation of a GenBank genome assembly.